Molecule: messenger RNA, 1695 nt
Organism: Vigna umbellata (rice bean)
Lineage: Eukaryota; Viridiplantae; Streptophyta; Magnoliopsida; Fabales; Fabaceae
Gene: FAD5
Product: fatty acid desaturase 5
Biological process (GO): very long-chain fatty acid biosynthetic process
Cellular component (GO): endoplasmic reticulum membrane
Molecular function (GO): palmitoyl-[glycerolipid] 7-desaturase activity
Source: RefSeq, a predicted model, not a curated record
UUUUAUAUGAGGGAGAAAAAGAUCAGAACUUUGAUAGAGGAAUCCCUUGAAGCAAUGUGAUUCACAAUCAGCAGCUUCAGGGUAUGCGCCUUAUCCUUCUGUCUCUCUCUGUCUCCACUUGCUUUAAUAACUUCAAUUUCUCUUCAAAAUUUCUCUUCAAAAUCCAUUUUCCUGACACCGGCCACACCACAAGUUGUUAAUGCUUUGCUUGGUCACUUGCACUUGCAUGUCACAAUCACCAUCACCACCUUAAAACUCAAACCAAUUAUCCCACCAACACCACCUUCCACAAAACUCAACACAACCAUUCAAUUCAUCAAUUCAAUUCCCCAUGGCUCUCAUCACCACUCAACCUAAAAACCCCAUUUAUAAUGGCUGCACCACCCUUCACCGCUCAAUCCCACGGCGGGGCAAUACUACUGUUCUUGGCCUUGGCUCCGUUAAAAACUUUAACUUUAACCGAAAACAAAGCAAAAUUUCCCUUAAAAGCAAUCCCUUUACCUAUAAUUUGGCAGUGACAGCCAAAGCCAAUGCAGGAUUCGGAGAAGGUUUGGAGGGUGAGUCAUUGAAACACAGAAAGAUUUUGUUGUCUGAAGUUGAGGUGAAGAGAGAGAGAAGUGUUUUGUUUGGGAGAAAAUGGAGCUCUUUGGAUGUUGGCACUGCUGGGAUUGUGUUGGCAAUGCAUGUGCUUUGCCUCUUUGCUCCAUUCCAUUUCAAUUGGCCUGCAUUUUGGGUGGCUGUGGCUCUCUAUGUUGUCACUGGCCUUUUUGGCAUCACUCUUUCUUUCCACAGGAACCUUUCUCAUAGGAGUUUCAAGCUUCCCAAAUGGCUUGAAUAUUCCUUUGCCUAUUGUGGGGUUCUGGCACUUCAGGGGAACCCAAUUGAUUGGGUAAGCACACAUAGAUACCAUCACCAGUUUUGUGACACUGAGAGAGACCCUCAUAGCCCCACCGAAGGGUUCUGGUUCAGCCAUAUGAGUUGGCUCUUUGAUACCAAUUCCAUCGUAGAAAGGUGUGGAGAGCCAAACAAUGUUGGUGAUUUAGAGAAACAACCUUUUUAUAGAUUUCUCCGAAGCACUUACCUUGUCCACCCAUUUGCUUUGGGAGCCCUUCUAUAUGCAGCUGGAGGAUUUCCUUUCCUAGUUUGGGGAAUGGGAGUGAGGAUUGUUUGGGUUUAUCACAUAACCUGGUUUGUAAACUCAGCUUGCCAUGUUUGGGGGAAUCAGGCCUGGAACACCAGGGACCUGUCCAGAAAUAAUUGGUGGGUGGCGUUGCUUGCAUUUGGUGAAGGUUGGCACAAUAACCACCAUGCUUUUGAAUAUUCAGCUCGACAUGGACUAGAAUGGUGGCAACUAGACAUGACUUGGUACGUUGUGAGAUUUCUCCAAGCUAUUGGGUUGGCCACUGAAGUCAAGUUACCCUCAGAGACUCAGAAGCAGAGAAUGGCAUUCAAUAAUCAUACAAUAAUCACAUGAAACACAAUUUCUGUCCUUGUCCAAGGAUAACUAAAAGGGGUCUGGAAAUAAUAGUAAAAUGAAGUUUUGGUAGGGACAUGAAUGCUGGUUUUGACCAUAUAUAUUGGGGACUAAAUUUUGAAUUUGGAUUCACUGCUGGGUUUUUUGUGCAGUAGAAUUGCAGUAUAGCACAAAUAAACCUACCCUUGUUACUAUUGACUAAUAGAGAAGAAUAUUCAAUA